Scomber japonicus (chub mackerel) is the source of this 1559-nucleotide messenger RNA. Its product is annotated as cytoplasmic phosphatidylinositol transfer protein 1-like. Gene Ontology annotation, cellular component: cytoplasm. The record is from RefSeq and is a predicted model, not a curated record. Gene Ontology annotation, molecular function: phosphatidylinositol binding; phosphatidylinositol transfer activity. The transcript is spliced from 8 exons. NCBI's taxonomy places the organism in Eukaryota, Metazoa, Chordata, Actinopteri, Scombriformes, Scombridae. Bases 193 to 1233 code for a protein of 346 amino acids. Gene Ontology annotation, biological process: phospholipid transport.
GAGAGAGGGCGAGCGCUGGUUCUGAUGAAAGAGCUCAGUAAGUUGGGCUGAAUUUCAUAAGCCGGGUUGACCAUCUCUCCACAUGCGCUGACACGACCUCAGAUAUCACACACAGCCCGUCGGACGGCGGAGGGAGCGUUUACUUGGCAGCAUUUGACACAUUGUGAAUACACACAAGAGAAGAGGGGGAGGAUGUUGCUGAAGGAGUACAGGAUAUGCAUGCCCCUCACAGUGGAGGAGUACCAGAUUGGGCAGCUGUAUAUGAUCAGUAAACACAGCCAUGAGCAAAGUGAUCGAGGGGAAGGGGUGGAAGUCGUCCAGAAUGAACCCUACGAAGACCCAACACAUGGCCAAGGGCAGUUCACAGAGAAACGAGUCUACCUCAACAGUAAAUUACCCAGCUGGGCUCGAGCAGUGGUUCCUAAAAUCUUCUACGUGACUGAGAAGGCAUGGAACUAUUACCCUUACACCAUAACAGGUGAGAAUUGCUCAUUCCUGCCCAAGUUCUCCAUCCACAUAGAGACAAAAUACGAGGACAACAAAGGAUGCAAUGAUAAUAUCUUUGACAAUGAGCUGAAGGAGCAGGAGAGGGAGGUGUGUUUCAUCGACAUUGCCUACGACGAGAUCCCUGACCGCUACUAUAAGGAGUCUGAGGACUUGAGAUAUUUCAAGUCGGAGAAGACGUCAAGGGGCAUGCUUCAGGAGGGGUGGAGGGACACCCAGGAUCCCAUCAUGUGCUCAUACAAACUGGUCACUGUCAAGUUUGAGGUGUGGGGUCUGCAGACACGUGUGGAGCAGUUUGUACAUAAGGUGGUUCGGGAUGUGCUGCUGCUGGGACACAGGCAGGCAUUUGCCUGGGUGGAUGAAUGGAUUGACAUGACAAUGGAUGAAGUGAGAGAAUUUGAGCGUGCAAUCCAGGAGGCCACCAACCAGAAGAUUGGGAUGUUUCCACCAUCAAUCUCCAUCAGUGAGAAGCCCCUGUCCUCCUGUGCCCUCACUGGCCCUGCCAGCGCCCCCUCCACCCCCAUGUGCACUGAUGCGCCUGAGUCCCUCUCUGUCCCCAAGGACCGACCCCGCAAAAAGUCUGCUCCUGAAACCCUAACCCUACCUGACCCAACCCCAAGUGGGGUACCCCAGAGCUCUACUCUGACCCCUCUACCUGUUUCAAAUCACCUCGAGUCAUCCACACCAACCUCCUCCAACUCUGAUCUUGCUGAGAUGGGAGAACAGUAGAGGAACCUUGGAAUGUCUUCCCCCACCCUUUGCUUUACUUAUGUACCCUACCCCGAUGUCUUAGUAGCCCAAUGAGACUAGUCUAACCUCCAAGCACCAGUGCCCAGGCGUUCAAGUUCUCUAGCCAUAUCCAGUGAUAUAGUCCUGCCAUAAUCCUGGACACACAACAAUAACUCUACAACUUUUCAUCAGUGUCAUUGAUACCACCCAGGCAGCUGUAGGCUUAGCCACUCGUGGCUGACUUGUCUUAUUAAGACAAAGAGCAUCGAUAAUUAUUUUUGUUGAGUUGCAGUCCCUUAUGUUACAUGAAUAAAUCAUUUUCAGUG